Messenger RNA from Cuscuta europaea, 2114 nucleotides. NCBI's taxonomy places the organism in Eukaryota, Viridiplantae, Streptophyta, Magnoliopsida, Solanales, Convolvulaceae. The record is from the annotation of a GenBank genome assembly.
UCACCGGUGGUCGUGUGGAAUCACUUGGUCGGUUCUUGUACAUGGAAGUAAGUCCAAGAAUCUCUUCUUUGUUUAUCCGCAACUAAUUUGCAGGCAUAAAUAAUGUAUUCACACUUUUCGUGUCCUUCGCGUAAUAAAAUGCCAUUCAGGAUUCUCUUCGGUCUUGUUUCACUUCACAAGUGAAACCCUCCAUAGCUCUUCUUCUUUUAGUCCACAGAUAGAUGGUUUCUUGAUUUAUAUAUUCGCUACCCUUUGUGAAUAAAGACUGACGGUUUUGUUCCUUUUACAUCCCCCGUCCUCAAGCAAACCAGUGGUUCUCUCUAGCUUUUGUUUAUUCUCUAUUUUAGAUCCAGCUCCCAUAUGGGUGUCAAUGUGGAGCAUUUCUCUUCAGACAGUGAAAUGUUAGGUUCUGAGAGUGAUGAUGGAGAGCUAAAGAUGAAAUCUUUAUUUCACAGAAUGAUUUGGGACUUCGGGUUGGCCUGUGUAAUCCCACCUCGCCGGAGACGGAGCUCCGGCAAUGGAAGUAGCGACGGGGAUUCGUCGGAGCACAAUAAAGCUUGGUUGCUGGCUCAGUCCGGUGGGUGUGGCCGUUUGGAGAUGAAUAAUGCCGAGCCGCAAUCUGUCCACUCAUCCUUCAGGCUCAGCAUUUGCUCUCAGGUUGAGCUUGAUUCGAUGAAUGUGAGUAGCUGCCCCUCUGCAACUGUUUUGAUGGUGAAUUUGGAAAACGGGUCGACUGAUCCGAGCGGGUCAAGAGAUCUUAAAUGGAGGAAAAUCGAGUCUUUAGAGAGAAGUAUCUCCCCCAUAGCACAUUCUUUACUGAGGUUUAGCUAUCAAGAAAUUGUGUCUGCCACUGCCAAUUUCUCCAAAGGUAGAGUAUUGGGAAGAGGAGCAUUGAGCUAUGUAUUUAGAGGAAGAAUUGGAUUAAUGAAAGCUGCCUUAGCGAUUAAGCGAUUAGAUAUGGGAGAUAAGGAGACCCCAAAGGCAUUCUGUAGGGAAUUGAUGAUCGCUAGUUCUCUGCAUAACCCUUACAUUGUCCCUCUUGUGGGCUUCUGUAUGGAUCCUGAAGCCGGGUUGUUUUUGGUUUACAAGUAUGUAUCCGGUGGGAACUUGGACUGUUAUUUGCACGACAAAAGAGGGGCGAGAGGGCGUUCCGCCCUUCCCUGGCCUGCUAGGUACAAAGUUGCUCUUGGCAUUGCAGAAGCUAUUGGCUAUAUGCACAACGGAACCGAAAGAUGCAUUGUUCACAGGGAUAUCAAGCCUUCCAACAUUCUUCUAUCUUCAAAAAAGAUACCUAAGGUAUGUGACUUUGGUUUAGCUACAUGGACCCCUUCACCUUCUGUGCCUUUCCUUUGCAAAACUGUGAAAGGGACGUUUGGGUACUUAGCACCAGAGUAUUUUCAGCACGGGAAAGUGUCAGAUAAAACAGACGUUUAUGCUUUUGGAGUAGUCCUCUUGGAGCUAAUAACUGGGCGGAAACCAAUUGAAGUCAAACGAGGAGCAGGGGAGGAGAAUCUAGUCUUGUGGGCGAAGCCACUACUACAGCAAGGAUUCAUUGAAAAGUUGCUUGACCCGAGACUAAGAUUUCCCCGAAAGAGCUUAAACAAGAUAGCGUGGAUGGUUCAAGCAGCGGCUGCAUGCAUAAACAAUGAAGAAUCUCAUCGGCCCAACAUUGAUGCAAUUAUUGCUAUACUUAGAGGCAUAAAAGUAGAUCACCUUGGCAGGAACAAGGCCAAUUUAGCCACGGGUAACGGUUGUGUUUUCGAGUGUUAUACCCAGUUGCAGCAGAGUAAAAGUCAAUUGAGGGGUCACAUGGAAUUAGCAAUGGUAGGGGUCACUGAAUUUGAAGAAGGAGAAUUUUACUGUCACUGAAUCUUUGAAUUAAGAGAGAUUCUAGGCUGGUUUGAGAGAGAUGUUUAAAAUGUAUAUAGAACAUCUUCAUUUAUCAGUCUUAGUUUGCAGUUUGCACAAUCCGUAAAUGAUCUUUUUUGUUAGUAGUAAUAAAUAAUAAUUAUCAAGCUGUACUGUGAUUCUUGAAGUUCCUUUUUUCCUGGAAUGUCAACUGUAUUUUUUACUCGUAAGCUUCUAUAACUCUUAUCUUUUUUUUUUGUAUAUGA